AUGUCUAUUCAUCAUAUUCAGCGCAGGAGCCUGUGUAACCUCUGUGUACCUGUCAGUCUGAGCUGGCAUUCUGUGGUCUCAGCUAGGAGCAUUCUAGGCUGCACUCAUCGCUGGACCCAUCUUCCUCAAGUGACAGACCUAGCAAAUCCCUGGAGAAGAUGACCGUGUUCUUCAAAACACUUCGAAAUCACUGGAAGAAAACUACCGCCGGGGUCUGCCUGCUGACAUGGGGAAGCCACUGGCUGUAUGGAAAACACUGCGAUAACCUGCUAAGGAGAGCAGCCUGUCAGGAGGCCCAGGUGUUUGGCAACCAGCUCAUCCCCCCGAAUGCACAAGUGAAGAAGGCCACUGUCUUUCUCAACCCCGCAGCUUGCAAAGGCAAAGCCAGGACUCUCUUUGAAAAAAAUGCUGCCCCGAUUUUACACCUGUCUGGCAUGGAUGUGACUGUUGUGAAGACAGAUUAUGAGGGCCAAGCUAAGAAACUCCUGGAGCUGAUGGAGAACACAGACAUGAUCAUUGUUGCCGGAGGAGACGGAACCCUGCAGGAGGUUAUUACUGGACUUCUUCGAAGAGCAGAUGAGGCUACCUUUAGUAAGAUUCCCAUUGGAUUCAUCCCGUUGGGCCAGACCAGCAGCUUGAGCCCCACCCUCUUUGCUGAAAGUGGAAACAGAGUCCAACACAUCACAGAUGCUACACUUGCCAUUGUGAAAGGAGAGACAGUUCCACUUGAUGUCUUGCAAAUCAAGGGUGACAAGGAGCAGCCUGUGUUCGCCAUGACUGGCCUUCGAUGGGGAUCCUUCAGAGACGCCGGUGUCAAAGUUAGCAAGUACUGGUACCUUGGGCCUCUGAAAACCAAAGCAGCCCACUUCUUCAGCACUCUUAAGGAGUGGCCACAGACUCACCAAGCCUUUAUCACAUACAUGGGUCCUAGUGAGAGACCCCUGAGUGAAGCAGAGGAGGCCCCUCCACGGCCCUCUCUGUACCGGAGAGUUCUGCGAAGGCUUGCGUCCUACUGGGCACCUCCACAGGAUGCCCCACACCAAGAGGUGAGUCCCGAGAACUGGAAGGAGGUGCAGCUGUCCACCAUUGAACUGUCCAUCACGACACGCAACGGGCAGCUUGACCUGGCGAGCAGAGAAGACUUCAUGAACAUCUGCAUCGAACCCGACACUGUUAGCAAGGGAGACUUCAUCACUGUCGGAAGCAGAAAGCUGAGAGACCCCCAGCUGCGUGCAGACGGCACCGAGUGUCUCCAGGCCAGCCAGUGUUCACUGCUGCUCCCUGAGGGAGCGGGGGGCUCCUUCAGCAUUGACAGCGAGGAGUACGAAGCCAUGCCGGUAGAGGUGAAGCUGCUCCCCAGGAAGCUGCAGUUCUUCUGUGACCCCCGGAAAAGAGAGCAGCUGCUGCAGAGCACAUCCGAGUGAGCGACCAGCGGCGAGGUGGGCGCCUGUCCACCGAGGGACCAAAAGGGGGGCAGAGGCCGCGCCCCUUGCCUCACCGCUGUCCCCGGGGACCUUCUCCAGCCCCCCACCCGCCCAGCAGCUCCUCCCCAAUGUGUACCCUGCGCCACCUGCCUCCCUCCCGUCAUCUCCAGGCUUCACCCUCAGCGCACGCUUGGACUUUGCUGGGCCCCUGGGCCCCUCCUGGAAGGUGGCAUUCCUGGAGAGACCCAGGAGGUGCUCACACUCAGAGGACGGAAGGGACCACGGGCCUUGAGAUCCCCCCAUCACACAAGCACAGAGAGGAGCGAGGUCCUCGGCUGCACCCCCACUGUGCCCUGGCCUGCCCUCCUCCCCGGGUUUGGAGGAAGCUCCCACUCUCCCAGCUCCAUUACUAGGCUUUUCCACGGUGCUACUGCAUCACUGGCUCUUACCCUCCUCGCUUUCCAGUUCUGCCCUCCAGCCAAAACCCUGUUGUGUGGCAUUUCCCUCUUCAGCCCACAGUAUUGUCGCGUCCCAGUUUAAGUCUGUGUGUGUGUGUGUUGUGUGUGUACAUGUGUGCUUCUUAAAUGUGGGUCUAAUGAGAACCACCAGGGUGUAUAUUGAAAACUGACUGAUGUGGGGGGCCCAGCCCAAACCUAAGAGCUCAGUCCAAGGAUGGGGCCCAGGAACCUGCAUUUAAAUGCAGGUGUGUCGUCCUGCCCCUGGGGAUUCUCAGCCUCCCCUGGACAAAUAGUGUUGUAAAGCCCGGGGUGGGGUGGGGCACCUGGCCUGCUCAUGUCCUCCCUGAGGGUUUUCUGGGACCCCGUGCGGCCCCUCACAGUUCUAAGUUGGCAUUUCAGAUUCUUUUUUUCACAAGAAGUAUAGUCACCAAACUAUGUACUUUCUGUGUCAUGUAAAUAUUGAUAUUUUAAAAUAAAACUGUUAACACGACUCAUUUAAACAUUCAGUGUAAUUUCAGUACACAGCAAUGUGACACUCAUCCAUUUAUAAAAAUAAAACGGAUAAGCUCUUCA
Erinaceus europaeus (western European hedgehog) is the source of this 2455-nucleotide messenger RNA. RefSeq names its product acylglycerol kinase (gene AGK). Gene Ontology annotation, biological process: ceramide biosynthetic process; protein insertion into mitochondrial inner membrane. The transcript is spliced from 16 exons. The record is from RefSeq and is a predicted model, not a curated record. Bases 159 to 1424 code for a protein of 421 amino acids. Gene Ontology annotation, cellular component: TIM22 mitochondrial import inner membrane insertion complex; mitochondrion. Lineage: Eukaryota; Metazoa; Chordata; Mammalia; Eulipotyphla; Erinaceidae. Gene Ontology annotation, molecular function: ATP-dependent diacylglycerol kinase activity; acylglycerol kinase activity; ceramide kinase activity.